Molecule: messenger RNA, 2047 nt
Organism: Camellia sinensis
Lineage: Eukaryota; Viridiplantae; Streptophyta; Magnoliopsida; Ericales; Theaceae
Product: protein NRT1/ PTR FAMILY 8.3
Biological process (GO): oligopeptide transport; transmembrane transport
Cellular component (GO): membrane
Molecular function (GO): transmembrane transporter activity
Source: RefSeq, a predicted model, not a curated record
GUAACUGACAGUAUCUAUCUAUCUAUCCAUCUCUAAUUCAUAGAGAGGGAAAAAGAAAAAGAAAAAAAAAGAAAGAGGAAGUUGUAGAGAGAGAUUGUUGUUGAUUCCAGCUCAUGGGUACCCAGGAGGAUGAGAGAUUAGAGGAGAGAUUGCUCUUGGAAGAUGGAUUUCCACAGAAUGAAAGGAGUGGACUAUACACUGGAAAUGGUUCAGUUGACAUUAAAGGAAAACCUGUGUUGAAGAGCAACACUGGAAAUUGGAGGGCAUGCUUCUUCAUUCUUGGUAAUGAAUGUUGUGAACGUUUAGCUUACUAUGGGAUUGCUACUAACCUUGUCAACUAUCUCACUGAAACAAUGCAUGAAGGAAAUGUCUCUGCUGCAAGAAAUGCUUCCAAUUGGGCAGGCACUUGUUUCCUAACACCCCUUAUCGGAGCUUAUUUGGCAGAUGCAUAUUGGGGAAGAUAUUGGACAAUUGUUGCUUUCUCCAUAAUUUAUUUUAUGGGAAUGUGCGUAAUGACUCUAUCAGCCACAGUUCCUGUGCUUAAGCCAGCUGAAUGUGUUGGUUCCAUAUGCCCUUCAGCUACUCCUGCGCAGUAUAUGUUAUUCUAUUCGGGGUUGUAUCUGAUUGCACUAGGAACUGGCGGGAUCAAACCAUGUGUUUCUUCAUUUGGGGCGGAUCAAUUUGACAAUACUGAUCCUAAAGAGAGGGAAAAGAAGGGAUCUUUCUUUAAUUGGUUUUAUUUUUCUAUUGAUAUAGGUGCUCUUGUAUCUGGCAGUGUAAUUGUGUGGAUUCAAGAAAAUAUUGGGUGGGGCUUGGGUUUUGGCAUCUCUGCAUUGUUUAUGGGCAUUGCCGUUGCAAAUUUCUUUUCAGGCACUCCUCUGUAUAGAUUUCAGAACCCAGGGGGAAGUCCUCUUACAAGAGUUUGCCAAGUUUUGGUUGCAUCAUUGCUCAAGUGGAAUUUAAAGGUCCCUACGGACAGUAGUCUCCUGUAUGAAACACGAGACAAAAUCACAGUAAUUGAAGGAAGGAGGAAACUGGACCAUACUGAUGAUCUGACGUGCCUUGACAAAGCUGCAGUAAUCUCAGAUGCUGAGAACAAAAAUGGGGAUUUCUCCGACCCGUGGAGGCUUUGCACCAUAACACAGGUGGAGGAACUGAAAAUAUUGAUCCGCAUGUUUCCAAUUUGGGCUACUGGAAUUGUCAUUUGUGCUGUUUAUGCACAAAUGUGUACAAUGUUUGUUGAGCAAGGGAUGAUGAUGGACAGGACCAUUGGUUCCUUCUCCAUUCCUGCAGCCUCUCUUUCCACAAUUGAUGUCAUCAGCGUUAUGUUCUGGAUCCCUGUCUAUGAUAGGGUCCUUGUCCCAAUUGUGAGGAAAUUUACUGGCAGGGAGAAAGGCUUUUCAAUGUUACAGCGGAUGGGAAUUGGCCUCUUUAUUUCAGUACUAAGCAUGGUUGCUGCUGCUUUGGUGGAGAUGAAGAGGUUGGCGCUUGCGAAAGACCUUGGUUUGGUUGAUGAAGAUGUUCCCAUACCACUUAGUAUCUCAUGGCAAAUACCUCAGUACUUCUUGUUUGGGGCUGCAGAAGUAUUUACAUUCAUCGGACAGCUUGAGUUCUUUUAUGACGAGUCACCAGAUGGCAUGCGUAGCUUGUGUACAGCAUUUUCCCUUUUGACGACUUGCUUGGGAAAUUACUUGAUCUCUUUUAUUCUUAGUGUAGUGACAUCUAUAACAACUGCAGGCGGGAAGGCUGGAUGGAUACCAGAUAACUUGAAUGAGGGCCAUCUCGAUUAUUUCUUCUGGCUUUUUGCUGGACUCAGCUUCUUUAACUUGGUGGUUUAUGUCUUCUGCACCAAAAUGUAUAUACCAAAAAAGGCUUUUUAAAUUUUUUCCCAUUACAAGUGUUGGAAAUAUGAUCAGUGUAUGAUUCUGGAAUUUCAUAUUUCCAUCCAAGUUCCAAGAAGGUAUUUGUAACAUAACUGUUGUAAAAAAUUCAUUUGUCUGGGACUACAAUGAAUUUACAUUUACAUGCUGUCAAAUUUCUCAAGUAA